AUGCUUUCCAUGAGUUUCCUUUCAGCUAUUAAACUGGCCAAUCGAAAUCCGUUACAGAAUUAUGAAAUAAUAUGCUGUGGUGUUUGUUCUAGUGAUUCACAACAUGACACAGCUAUUGUCUGGGAGCCUGCUUUUGUUAGGAACUCUAAUUUGGCUUGCAUGGAAGAAGACGUCUUGUACCAUAUCGCCCUUGGGAAUAGGUCACAUGACUUGAAAGAGAUGUUUUCUGAUGUAAAGUUUGUGUGUUUUGGAGGAUCACCAAACCGAAUGCAGAAAUUUGCAUUUCAACUGGUGGAUGAACUAAAAUACAAAAUGACUGCUGGACAGACGCUGUGUAAUGUGGCUGGAGGGUCUGACCGCUACGUCCUGUACAAAGUUGGUCCGGUUAUUUCCGUCAGUCAUGGUAUGGGUAUCCCUUCAUUGUCCAUCCUCAUUCAUGAGAUAUUAAAGCUGCUUCACCAUGCUGGCUGUUCUCCCAGUGAUGUUACCUUCUUCAGGAUUGGCACUAGCGGAGGUCUAGGCCUGGAGCCAGGGACAGUAGUGAUAUCUGAGGCAGCUGUGGAUGGCAUCUUACGCCCAUAUAUGGAAGUGGCCACACUGGGGAUGAUUAUUCAACAUCCUGCUCUACUGGAUCGGGAACUUAACAAUAAACUACUGGCAGUCGCCAAUGAGACGGGUAUUAACGCAGUCCUUGGUAAAACCAUGUGUACCUAUGACUUUUACGAGGGCCAGGCAAGACUAGACGGUGCUUUUUGUGAUUAUAAUCCAGAGGACAAGAUGGCUUUCCUGAAGAGGGCACAUUCCCGAAGAGUAGUCAACAUUGAAAUGGAGUCACUGUGUUUUGCUUCUAUGACACACAGAGCUGGAGUGAAAAGUGCAGUCUUGUGUGUAACAUUACUGGAUAGACUGAAAGGAGAUCAGAUCAACUCACCACACGACAUCAUGGAAGAAUGGCAGCAAAAACCCCAACGCAUUGUCAUCCAGUAUAUACGUAAACAGUUGGGUCUGGAGUAG
Ylistrum balloti is the source of this 1014-nucleotide messenger RNA. RefSeq names its product uridine phosphorylase 2-like. Gene Ontology annotation, biological process: nucleotide catabolic process; uridine catabolic process. The record is from RefSeq and is a predicted model, not a curated record. NCBI's taxonomy places the organism in Eukaryota, Metazoa, Mollusca, Bivalvia, Pectinida, Pectinidae. The transcript is spliced from 9 exons. The coding region runs from base 1 to 1014 and encodes 337 amino acids. Gene Ontology annotation, molecular function: uridine phosphorylase activity. Gene Ontology annotation, cellular component: cytoplasm; cytosol.